Messenger RNA from Osmerus eperlanus (European smelt), 7657 nucleotides. It is a transcript of the gene usp31, whose product is annotated as ubiquitin specific peptidase 31. Bases 579 to 4448 code for a protein of 1289 amino acids. NCBI's taxonomy places the organism in Eukaryota, Metazoa, Chordata, Actinopteri, Osmeriformes, Osmeridae. The transcript has 17 exons. The record is from RefSeq and is a predicted model, not a curated record. Gene Ontology annotation, molecular function: cysteine-type deubiquitinase activity. Gene Ontology annotation, biological process: protein deubiquitination.
UAGGUAACGUUAGCGUUAGCAAGUCUAAAGCUCGGUUCAGUGCUACAGUAUCUAACGUUAUAUAUUGAGGUAUCUAGCUAGAGCUAACGUUAGCAGAAUGAUUUAUGCUGAGUUUUGUUGGCUACCAGUAAAGUCGUUAAAAAGAUAGCUAGCUAGCUAUCUUGCUACUAUCUCGACUAGUAGCAUGCUUCCGCCUACAGGCUAGCUGAUUAUUUCUAUUAAUUUCUAAUUUUCCUUAUCUAUUGCGCCGUGUUAACUACAGCAAAUACUUUACUGGACAACUACAGUAGUAUCUAGCUCUAGUAGUGCUGGCUGGGCUAGCUGAGGGGCAAAGCAGUUGUACGGUAUGCUAAAGCCAUGUUGAUGUAGUUCAAUUCGCAUUGCUUGGGUGUGAAAUGUGUUAUCAUUGCAAUCAAGCAGUCAGUUCUGUGCUGGCUUCAUAGGUUAGCAGGUAUAGCCAGCUAACUUAACCAGCACUAGAAAGUAAUUCAGUUACGUUUAUCUCAGCUUGAUUGAGCUAGAAACGACCAUAACAUUGGUAAUUCGGUUCUGAAGGGAUCGCUUACAUUUAAGAAACCAUGUCUAGCAAAGCCACAACCAAGGAAAAAAAGUCUGGUUUUAGCAAGAAGCUAUUCCGGCGGAGUUCAGUACGCUCUGUCGGUAGUUUUAUGAGCAGAGUCUUAAGGACCUUGUCAACAUUGUCCCAUUUUGGAUCGGAGGUGCAUUCAACUGAGGGUGACAAAGACGAUGGUGGGUUCAUAUCAUUUAAGACAGGAGGUAAGGAUGCCCAGCCUUUGGAUGACACGGACUGUAGCGGCUUCCUUUUUGGAGAGAAGGUUCCUGGAGUGUCGGGUCUCAAAAACCAUGGAAACACCUGCUUCAUGAAUGCAAUUCUUCAGUGCUUGAGUAACACUGAGCUCUUUGCUGAGUUUUUGGCACUGGAACAGUACAAGGGUGAGGGAAUCGAUGAAGAGAAACCGAAGACCAAUGGUGUGCUUUUGCAGAGGAAAGCUCCGCAGCUCAGAGGAGAGGUUACAGAGCAGCUGUCUGGCCUGGUCCGGGCUUUGUGGACUUUUGAGUACACUCCACAACACAGCCGAGAGUUUAAAAAUGCUGUGUCAAAAAACGCCUUGCAAUACAAAGGGAAUGCUCAGCAUGAUGCACAGGAGUUUCUGCUCUGGCUCCUGGACAGGGUACAUGAGGACCUAAACUGCAUUGUACACCCCAACAACAGGCCAUCAAUAAAGCCACCAACUGAAGAGGAUGACGGAGGCCUUGAGGGUCCUUCUCCUCCCCUGUCUGCUGGUUCAUUUGUUCAGGAACUAUUUCAGGCUCAGUACAGGUCCUCACUUACUUGCCCACAGUGCCAAAAACAGAGCAACACCUUUGACCCGUUCCUCUGCAUCUCUCUGCCCAUCCCCUUACCUCACACACGGCCUCUGUAUGUGAUAGUGGUGUACCAGGGAAAGUACUCCCAUUGCAUGCGGAUCGGAGUGGCCGUGCCACUGAACAGCUCUGUGUUCCGGCUCCGAGAGGCAGUGUCACGUGAGACCAAGAUCCCCACGGACCAGUUUGUCCUGACGGAAAUGUACUACGACGGGUUCCAUCGUUCCUUCUGCGACGACGAGGACGACCUCAACGUCAUUCAAGAGAGCGACUCCAUCUUUGCCUUUGAGACGCCCGAGACCUUUCGAUUGGAGAACCUUCGAACUAAAAGAGGGAGUCUUCUUGCAAACCUGAAUCAGAACAACUUGAAGUAUGGGACUGAGAGCAGUAGGACUUCAUCCUUCAUGCAGGGGGCGGUGACUCCUGUUUCGGCUUCGCCCAAUAAGAACAUGGGAGUAGAGAAGAUGAUCCUGCUGGUCUGCAACCGAGCCUGCUCUGGCCAGCAAGGGAGAAGGUUUGGUCUACCGUUUGUACUGUACAUGGAACGUACUGUGACUUGGGAUGCACUACAGAAGGAGAUCCUGGAGAAAAUGCGUCACCUGCUAAGGCCAGGAGUUUACAUUCAGGUGGGGCCGUUCAGCCUUCGGGUGGUUGGUGUUGUCGGGAUCACCUAUCUUCUACCCCAAGACGAGCAGCCCCUGUGCCACCCCACAGUGGAAAGAGCAUACAAGUCCUGCGGACAGGGCGGACCUCCACAUGUCAAGAUAGUGGUGGAGUGGGACAAGGAGACCAAGGACUAUCUGUUUGGCCACACUGAAGAGGAGUACAUCCCUGAUGCAGAGAGUGUAUAUCUGCACAGGGAGCAGCAUCACCAGCCCCAGGCCUGCACUCUCGCCCAGUGCUUCCAGCUGUACACCAAAGAGGAACAGUUGGCCCCGGACGAUGCCUGGCGCUGUCCCCACUGCAAGCAGCUGCAGCAGGGCCGCAUCAAGCUCAGCCUGUGGACCCUGCCGGAUGUGCUCAUACUGCACCUCAAGAGGUUCCGCCAGGAGGCAGACCGGAGGGUGAAGAUGCAGAACAUGGUGAGGUUCCCGUUGCUGGGGAUGGACAUGGCGCCCCACAUGGUCAAGAGGAGCCAGAGCAGCUGGAGCCUGCCUUCCCACUGGUCGCCGUGGAGACGACCUUACGGCCUGGGACGCAACCCGGACGACUACCUGUAUGACCUGUACGCCGUCUGCAACCACCACGGAAACAUGCAGGGCGGCCACUACACAGCUUACUGUAAGAAUUCCAUCGACGGGCAGUGGUACUGCUUUGACGACAGUGAGGUCCAGCCCGUAGCGGAUGAUGACGUCUGUCAGCAGACGGCCUACAUCCUGUUUUAUCAGCGGAGGACCACCAUCCCUUCCUGGUCAGCCAACAGCUCAGUCGCUGGCUCCACCAGCUCGUCUCUUUGUGACCACUGGAUCAACAGGCUGCCGGGUAGCAGGCCUGCCAGCCUGGCGUCAGGGGCCUCCUCCAGACGCACUUCUCUGGCCUCGCUGGCCGAGUCAGGGGACUUUAUGGGGGACCGUAUGGAAGACGAUGGAGGAUUCUCAACCCGCCCCUUCGUGAGGAGCAUUCAACGCCAGAGCCUGUCCUCCAGAUCGUCCGUGGCCAGCCCGCUGUCCUUCACCGAGAACGGGAUGAAGCCCUCGUGGUCCCUCUCCGCCAAGCUCCAGAUGCGCUCCAACUCCCCAUCCCGCUUCUCUCUGGACUCCCGCUCCUCUCCCCCACUGGAGAGGAUCGGCGAGGCCUGCGACGACAAGGUGUCCACCUCCUGUUUCGGUAGCUACAGCAGGCACGAGCGUUACUUUGGCAGCAGGGCGCCCCUGGCCAUGAUGGAGGGCAACGGCGGCGAUCUGGAUGGCGGGAAGAGGUUCCUAGAUGAGGUCUACUGCAGGGCCCCCACGCCAGCGGACAACAACAACCAGAUCACAGCCCUGGACCAAAACACGCAAGCCACCGCCACCAAGGAGCAGAAACGCAAGAGCAGCAUCGGAGGAUUCUCCUCCAAGUCGGAAACGACCGGGUCGAAAAAGAGCUCCGGCAAAGCCGAGCAAGAGAAAUCCUCCAAGAAACGCCAGUGUGCAUCGGCGACGCCCAAAUCCUCCAUCUCCCAAUCGUUUUCCAGCCCUCAGGUGAAGGGCCUCAGGGGGAUCAACUUUAAAGACAAAAGUGCCAAUGCAAAGACCAGCAACGCGACGCCUACCGGGACCCCUUCCAAAAAGAAAGAGUCUUCCCCUGGUCCAGAGGCAGGUACAGCCGGCACCCCGCAGCGGAAACAACGCAUCUCCUCAACGCCUCAGUCUUCCGCGUCCCCCUCCCCCACGGCGAAGAAGACUUCCGGCAGCACUGAGACUUGCUCCUCCUCCUCCGGCAGCCGCAAGAGACUGGUGGAGAGGAGCUACAGCAGGGACUCAUUUGGGCUCAACAGCCCCCUGGUCGACAAGCCCCGGGGCGGCUCUGCCACGCGGGCCCCCCUGCCCAGGAGCGGGGACAGCAGCCGGCCCGACAGGAGGCCCUUGAGGAGCUCCAGCAGCAUCUCGUCCAUCACCAGCCUUCGCUCGCCCAGCGUGUCCUCCAGAGACCUGCGUCGUAGCAGCAAGUCCGAAGACAAGGGCCUGUCCUUCUUCAAGAAUGCCCUGCGGCAGAGAGAAAGCCGGCGCUCGGCCGAUUUGGGGAAAGCCACCAUCCUGUCCAAGAAGGCCUCAGAGAGGACAGCCAGGGUGAGCAGCCAGACUCUGAACAAUGGGGGCGACGGCGGAGAGGCAGCAGACAGCGUCUCACUCCAGGCCUGCACUGAGCCUCAUCUGGGUGAGCUGGCUCCGGAGGGGAGGUUGUCCUCGAAGCCCUCUGUCAGACACUCACUUUUACCUGUAGGCAAAUCCAAGUCUUCCACUUCUGAAACAAGUCUUAAAUCUCCCACUAAUGGGAAAAAGCCUCUUGAAAGGAUGGCAUCUUCCAGAAAGCUAUCUUCCAGCAUGCAAUCUUCUGCACGCCCAACACAGAAGCCUCAAUAAUAUAUCAACAGUAGUUUCAUUUUUUAGGUAAUGCAGCUAUGUUAUUUUAUGUGCCUAAGAUAUACAUAAAUAUAAAUAUGAAUUUAUAUAUAGAGAGAGUAUAAAGUAUAUACCUGUAUUUUCUUUUAAGAAUCAAGAUGUAAUUUAUCAAAAGCGCCUUUCAGUCCUAUCAUGGAACCAAAUCAUUUGCCUUUGGCAAAGUAUAAGUCCACUACUGUAUGCUAAACUGAAUAGGAAUGUUUUAAGUGAGCACUUUGUAUAUUUUAAACAUUCUUUCCCACUAUAUAGCUAUAAAGUACCCUAACUGUCAAAAGGUUUAAGUAAUAUAAUGUGUUAUAGUGCUUAUACAUGGUUAUAAUUUAUCUAGUUCAAUGAGCUUGGGGUGACAAACUACAAACUUCAUCUUUGAUCUUUGGAAGGAGUUCUGAAAGAAGUGACUCCUUCUCUACACCUGGUGCUGUACCGUGGGGCAGUGUUGUUCUCCGCACUGACGCCAUUCAAAUGCUGAGGUUCCCAAGUAUGUUUUCGUGUGAACACUUUUGAACAUCUUGGCAGCAUUUAGUUGCAUAAGCUGUGGUACCUCAUCUGAGGCGAUAAUGUCUGCCAUUUUUGAAAUAAUAGGCUGCCAUAGAUGUAAUCACAACGGCUUCCUUCAGUUGGAAAUAUGUACAUUUGUGCUUUUUACCUUUAGUUGAUUGUAAGACAAUGACGUGACAAUCUUUAUAUCAUACUUUUAGAAUUUCAGGUGGCAAGAUCAGCAUUUGGAUUUCCUUAUGUUGCCUAUCUAAGGGUAAAACUCGUUGCAGAAUCUUUGUUUUUUUUGUGAUACAGUGAUGGCUAGAAGAGUGAACAUAAUUACAACUUUUAUCGCCACCCCGAUGUUGUGCUACCUUAUCUUUUUAAAGUUGUUUUCAGUUGCAAUAGCCUUGAACUGCCACAGAAUUUGCCCGUUUCUAGUUAGGAUUUAUCCAAGCCUGCAAGUGCAAUACUUUGUUCAUGUCACUGCAACCCCAUCCGAGUUGGUUCGUGGAGGGCAUGUAUUGCAUGUGCUUCUCACAAAUGUCGAACCAGAUUCCCCAGCCAAGUUUGAUAGAUGUCUAUCCAACAGGUCCCAGGUUUAUUCCAGGUUCAGGUCACUCUUGGGAUGGCUUCAAAUCAAUUCAUGCCUCUACCACCCGACAGCUUGAUCAUUCUUUUUUCAGAUUGGGGUGUCACCGCAUACCCCGUCUCCCCCCAAAAAUGCUAUUAUUAUACAGGUUAAUUGGCUUACUAAUGAAAAACAUCUCAAAUGCAAAAUAUUUCUGCGCACACUGCAAUUUCUCUUGGCUGCACAAAAUGUAAACAAACUAAGUUGGCACAUAAGUACCCAUAGAAAUGAAGGACAGUGUUGUCAGGGCAAUAAUGCAGAGAGGCUCAUAAGUAUUUCUGUCUUAAAAGACACAUCAUUGGAACACUUGUCUGUUCUAGCAUUAAUUGGCUUCCACCCAAAGCCAGACUGCUGACUACUUCACUGCCUGUAGCUACAUUCUAUCUUACAUAUUCAAAACUGGUCAUACGUUCAUUAUGACAUUUAGGUCAAAAGCAGGAAUUCUGGUUUGAGAGGCUUUAGGGAGGUUAACAAUACUCUUAAUAAUCUGUCACUUUUAAUUGUUGCCACUGGCAACUGUCAUUGCUAUAACUAUGGAAAUGGUUUGGAUCUAGCUGUAGCAGAGUGUCACUAAAUGGCCCUUCUGCUGUGUCCUGUUAGACCUCAAGACUCAAGCUCCUAGGUUUUGUACUCUGAGUUAAAUCUUUGUUUUAAAGUCAACGUCCGUGAAUGGGGAGUUGAGUAACCCUGUGACCACGUAAUGCUGAGUUGACACAAUUCUGCCGUUCCAUGCUUGCAAGGCAGAACCUUUCUCUGGCCCUGAAAGGUUAAAUGGCGCAUAUUCCUCUUCAUAGUACCAUUAUGAAAGCUGCAGCUUCUUUUCACCUUUUUGUUUGAAGUAGAUGCCACUGUGAUGCCAAGCCGUGGAAUUCCAUAGAGAGACGUAUGGAAAGCAGUAUUGCAUGAUGACACAAAAGCAUGCAUGUCUUAAACUAUGCAAGAGACUGUUGCUAUGUCCUCUACAGAACAAUUUAUGCUUUUUGUUUUCCAAAUGCCAGUUACAGGGAGCAUAGCUCACGACUUCCAUUGCUUUAUUUGCACUCAAAAAAAAAAUGAGGGUAAUCAUCACUUUAAAAUGGCUAAUGUUAGAAUGUCAAUGCUUAAAUUUUUUUUCGUGUGUAUAUAUAUAUAUACACACACACACGCACGCACGCACACACACACACACACACACACACAUAUAUAUAUAUAAUUUUCUUUCUAAGGAGCUGUCUUUGUCGUUUCUUGUUCCAUGUUUGAUUUGUUUAUAGGUUAUCCUGGUGUUACAGACGUUUUUGUUCUAGGUGCUUCAACUGCAAUGUCACUCGUUAAAGAGUGACUUGUAUACCCCCUUGCCAUCACCAGCAAGGACACAAACACUAUGGAUGCAACUGUCUCCCCUUUCACAUUUCAGAUAGUGUGUUUUACAUACGUAGGUCAUUCCUAUACUUUGGUCUUGUUUGAUUUAUACAAUUAUUACAACUGGAAACAAAAGACAAAUGUAAAGCUAGCUAGGUCAUGAAUGUCACUAAUAGUAAUCAAUUGGAGUAUAAUCCUCCUUUUAAGAACUUUACUGGUGCCAUCAGGAAGAACAACUUGUCAUUUAUUGUAUUAGUGCAUUAAAGAGAUCUAAUAUAUUCAGGAAAUGUAACUAGAUAUUCAUAACUAGUCCUUAGACUUUGUAUGAGGUAAAUCAGUCUUGAAUAGUGUGAUAGAUGAGUAUAACACCCUUCAUUUUUCAGUCCUUGAUUCACUCUAGACUGGAACUCAUAAUACCAGGCAGUGUGGAUGUCUAUCUGUUCAAACAAUGUCAUUCUGGAAGCUUGUUCAAUAGGAGAAAAUGAAAUAAUUGCGCAAAAUGAGACUACGUCAAAGCUUUUUAUGUUAAUUUAUUUGUGUGUUUUAUUAAUGAUGUGCAAGCACUUUCAAUAUGCAUAUUUCUUUUCAUAUAUCAUAUUUUACAAUUUCUUUUUUAUGAUACAUUUCUUUGAAAGAAGCAAACAUUUAUAAACAUUGUUGGUUUACCAAUGCAAGAACAAAAAUGUAUGGAAAAAUUAAAACAGGUAUAAAAAAUAUAAAAAGA